CAGAGCGGGACGUUCCGAAUUUAGACCCGGAAGUCUGUCUCCUCUGCGCGAUCACAACUCCUGUUGUUUAUUGACAAUACAAAGUAGAAAUGUGUUGGUUAUGAUGCGAAGCGUCGUGUUGUUUAAGUAGAUUUGAGCUCAGGUCAAUUCUUUCCUGGAUAUGCUGAAGUCUAGUUGGCUCUAACUUCUGUGAGAGAUGGAGGAGCUCUACACUCUGGAGAGGGAGGUAGGACGAGGCAGCUAUGGAGUGGUGUUUGAGGGCCAUAUGGCCAAAACAGGAGAGAAGUUGGCCAUCAAGCGGCUGCCCUGCAGCAGCCCAGAGUGCAUUGAACUCUACCUGCAAGAGCUGUGGGCCAUGAGAGCCACCGCUAAGAACCAUGUCAAUGUCAUUGCACUCCACAGCUGUCUUCUGCAGACAGGGCCAAGGAGCCUGAAGAAACUAAAACCAGGCAAACUGCCUGUACGUCUGGUUGAGAGUGUGCUGAAGGGCAGUGUAGUCGGUGCACCUCAAAGUCAGGAAAGGAAUACUUCCCAGCCUAACACCCAAAGGAGGACUAAUGCUGUUUCUAGACUUGAAGACCGGACUAACACUGUCCAGGCGAGGGCUAAUUCUAAUGAGAAGACUAGAUCAAAUGCAUCUGAUUCUGCAACUCCCCAGAGGCCUCAAAACAGAGGCAGAAAGAGACCAGCUCAGAGUGAGGAAGAGCAGCCGGGGCCCCUGAGGUGCUUGGCCUUGUGGCUCGUGAUGGAGUACUGUGACGGGGGUGAUUUGAAUCAGUACCUGCUCUCUAGGCCCCCGGACGCCCAGCGUAAUCACAGCGUGGUGAAACAGCUCUGCAGGGCGGUGGCCUUCCUGCAUACCCUGGGCAUCACCCACAGAGACCUGAAGCCUGACAAUGUGCUGGUCUGUGUGACACCUAAAGGCCCCGUUGUCAAGGUGGCGGACUUUGGUCUGAGCAAGAUGAGUGAAGGUCUGGUGGAAGGUGAUCUCACCAGGCAGCACUUCUCCUCCACCUGUGGCUCCGACUUCUACAUGGCUCCCGAGGUGUGGGGUGGACUGACCUACACCGCCCAGGCAGACAUCUUCUCCCUGGGGGUGAUGUUGUGGGCUGUGCUGGAGAGGAUCACCUUUGUGGAAGAAGGGACAACUCAAGAACAACUGGGGGCCUAUGUGUGUAAGGGUCGCUCGGGCUGGUUGAUGCCGCUGGGGGAAGCUUUGUGUGAGAAUGCUGACCUCCAGCUGUGUAUCCCCAUGAAGUUUAAAAGAGCCCCCCCACUGCCACCCCCUCCUGGUCCAGCUGUGUGCACUCUGCUUUUAGAGAUGCUUGCUGUAAACCCGGAUGCCCGGCCCCCGGCAGACCAGCUGGAGGCCCGAGUGCGCUCUGCUCUGAAAAAGGACUCCCACUGACAGAAAGAGCGCUUAAGAGACUGUAAUGGUAUCGAGUGAUGUAGCCACUACAUAAAAAUAUUGACUCUGGGACCCCCUGGCCUCAGUGCUUCCAACAUGUGUAGGGAAUUACCACGAUGUGCUGCAGUCAAGUGGGGAUUACAGAUAUGAAUGAUUUUAUGGAUUGGCUAUCGUUUGUCGUAGAAACGGGAGCCGGAUCCAAUACGUGAGUUUAAAAACAACAGAAAGGGAAAUAAUAAAUGAACGGUAUACACUGGAAAUCAGAUGAGUCUAUUAAGUGAUCUAGUGGGACUUACUUUAGCUGUAUGCUGUUGCUCGGGUCUCGCAUGCUUGACAUAGAAAAUCCAUUUCAAUGGAUAUAUGGCUGAAAUGAAAGGGACUACAGCUGCUGCUUCUUGUCUGAGUCUGCAGCGCCGUAAUGAUUCUGUUUGAUCUAAUUAACCCGUUAUGUAGAUGUUGAGCUUCUACUGACUCAAAAGUGAAUUUUAUGUUCAUUUUUAUUUUCUGUUUUCUUUAAAGGUUUUUUUAUGUCUUUAUUUUAGAGAUAGGGCCGUUAAUAGAGUCAGGAAUCUAGGAGCGAGAGAGUGGGGAAUGACAUGCUGGAAAGGAGCCACAGGUCGGAUUCAAACCCAGACAGACCGCUUGGAUUACAGUUUACGUUCAUGGGGCUCACACUAAACACUAGGUUAGUGUGAGCGGCCGAAACGUGCUGAUUCUUUUUUUGGGGGAUUUUAUUUUUGGCUUUUUGUUCCUUUAAUGGAGAGACAGGACAGUGGGUAGAGCUGGUAAUCAGGGAGAGAGAGAGAGUUGGGAAUGACAUACGGGAAAGGAGCCACAGGCUGGAUUCGAACCCGGGCCACCCGCCUGAAGGACCACAGCCUUCAUACCACUUCGCCACCAGCGCCCUGAAACUUGCUGAUUCUUAACCAAAAUUUCCAGCAGUCUUAUAUGGACAACAUAAAAGCAACACGCCUCAAUCUAAUGCAGUCUAACUCCACCGCAGAGAACAGUCAAGAUGUAUAAUAUGAGUCAGCAUGUCGUACAUACAGCAGUGUUUGUUGCAGGGUUUCUAUAUAAAUGUGUAGUGACACAAAACUAGUUUUUUAUAAGCAUGCUAAUUAUUAGCAUACUGGCUGCUUAUUCGUCAUUAUUAAGCGCUUAGUAGUACAUUCUACAGUCUAUAGCUAAGAGGUCAGUUUGCCACCUCCUAACUAGUACUUAUUGAGAGUAAGGUAGGAAGUUGUUGAACAUGAAUUAUGAACUUAAUAUGCUUUGUUUAGUGGGGACCUUAUAAGGUAAAAAGCAGCCAGUAUGCUACUAAUUAGCAUGCUAAUAAUCAGCUAGUUAGAGAUGAAUAUUCUGACCUUAAUUUAAAGUGUUACUAUAAUUUGUUUAUGCAGACAUUUUUUUGGGGGGAUAAUGAUACAAACCAAAUGUUCUCGUCACAUACAUUUGAAUAUGACUUUAAUGUCUUUUUCUUUUUUAAGGUUUAGUGGUUUAUAAUUUCAUGUAUUUUCUUCAUGGUCACAGCGCAGUGCUGGGUAACAUGUAACAAUGUUUUACUGGAUUAUAAAAGUUGUGUCAAACUAC
Labrus bergylta (ballan wrasse) is the source of this 2998-nucleotide messenger RNA. Its product is annotated as Serine/threonine-protein kinase pdik1l-B-like. Gene Ontology annotation, molecular function: protein kinase activity; ATP binding. Gene Ontology annotation, cellular component: nucleus; cytoplasm. The record is from RefSeq and is a predicted model, not a curated record. NCBI's taxonomy places the organism in Eukaryota, Metazoa, Chordata, Actinopteri, Labriformes, Labridae. Gene Ontology annotation, biological process: protein phosphorylation.